CAGAGAAUAUGUAUGUACCAGUUUGAAUGGUUAACAAUCCAACUCACGGUCACAUUUAUAUCUACUUGUAUGACGAGUACGCUUGGAUUUUUUUAGCUGCUGGACCGCUUUGGUAUUUCGGACUAAAGUUUGUCAGGCAACGUUAAGAUUCCCCGCACAAUCAAUAUCAACGUACUCUUCACGAAUCCGUACGAAGCACCAAUUUUGGGAUAAUGCCAUCACAACACAUUUCUGGGUUCCCUCCAGCAGGUCCACGACGCUCACCAGCAAGCGUGCCUGCGUACUCGUCUGCCCCGCCCAUCUCCAAAACUCCAAACCCCAAUCCGCUCUUUCAACCUCCGCAGCAUGCAUUGAAGAAUACUGUUACACAAGCCAUCAAUAGACUUCCAGUCGUACGCCGAAUUACAUACCGUCCAGAUAAAAGCAUUACAAAUACUGAUCGAUCUGGCAACUUUCAAGCGUGCUGGGUUAUGAACGUGGCUCAGAAGCAGCCACCCCCUGUGAGAGGUGCCGCGCGGGCCGCGGUGUUUUCCCCAAAUGUGUUGUACUUAAUGGUCAUUUCGGUGGAUCAUGUACAAACUGUCGCUCGAAUGAUCAAACCAAUAUGUGUUCCUUUCACGGUAUCUAUCAUUCAUUUGAAAUUUAUCGUUCUUACUGACGAAAUAUGUAGUCAUAGACGUCAACAACUUCGGUGGUUGCGUCAAGAGAAAGGUGACAUCGGCCAAGAAGCCUCAAUCACCUCAAGCAAAAAGGAAGAGAGUAGACGAGGAUAGAGACUAUGCUUUUGCAGAGCCUGUGAAAACUGUUCCCCCCUCGUCACGUCCUACCGCUUACGCUGGAACAUCGAAAAGUCUGAGUCGGAAAUUAGAGGACCAGAAGAAAAUAGUUGUUCAACAGAAGCGACCAGGGGCUUCAAAAUCCUUACUUGCUCAAACAAUUGAUGCUGCGGAUGAAGAUAAAUUGUCAGCAUCUCCUUUCUCAUUAUUCCCCGGCUUCCUUCCACUCUCUCUUUUGCUAUCUCUUCAUGCCCCCACGAGGCAUUUUGGAACUACUUCAUUUCUCCCGCAUCCUUACGAAAUUUCUUCACACUAACUAUUAGAAAGAUGGUCUGUCAUACUCGAUCUAUGUCAGAACAUUCCCAAUGCAACAGAUAUUGUCAUCAAGAAUUUAGCAAGAACUAUCAGCACAGAUACAAUACACGUAGACAACCGAGGUGCAUCAAAUAAACAGCAGCGGCUUUAUACGACUCCUCAGCUGGAGAGAUUAUUGAAAGAGACUAUACCUUUGCCGAAGAAAGCGGAGACGAAUUUGAACCAGAACCAGCAACGGAAAGGUAUUGACGAUGGUGAAGCAACAUAUAAGAGAAGAGCAGUCCCCGUUGAGGAAGUGAGUGUCACCGGAAUUUCGAGCAUUUCCAGAACUGAUCAUUCGAAACAGGAUGCUGAAGCUCCACUAUGCGAAGUUUGUGGGAAAUUAUGGCGAUGAAGAAUAACAUCGCGAAUACGGUAAUCACGUAUCCAAGAGACGGAGGCAUCGCACAUAAAUGACUCCAAUGCUUGGUCUCUGUGUAAAUAUGACAGACGUUGAUUACUUCAUUGUAUUUGUUUUCUGAUUAUCUUUUAGUUGAUUUCAAUACUUCAACCUUCCAGAUUAAU
Hymenoscyphus albidus is the source of this 1655-nucleotide messenger RNA. The record is from the annotation of a GenBank genome assembly. NCBI's taxonomy places the organism in Eukaryota, Fungi, Ascomycota, Leotiomycetes, Helotiales, Helotiaceae.